Messenger RNA from Cydia fagiglandana, 6794 nucleotides. It is a transcript of the gene aralar1, whose product is annotated as calcium-binding mitochondrial carrier protein Aralar1. The transcript has 14 exons. The record is from RefSeq and is a predicted model, not a curated record. The coding region runs from base 192 to 2243 and encodes 683 amino acids. Gene Ontology annotation, biological process: aspartate transmembrane transport; L-glutamate transmembrane transport; malate-aspartate shuttle. Gene Ontology annotation, molecular function: L-aspartate transmembrane transporter activity; L-glutamate transmembrane transporter activity; calcium ion binding. NCBI's taxonomy places the organism in Eukaryota, Metazoa, Arthropoda, Insecta, Lepidoptera, Tortricidae.
CAAAUAGUCGUUUUACAGCAAAGCCGGGCGAUAGACGAUCAUGAGCACUGUGCGUGGAUAACUUAAAAUAGAUUUGCCGUAUUUUUAACGUGACGUGACGUCUUAUCAGGGCAAACGAACUUGGUAGUUUCGGGUUUAGACAUUAGUUUUUUUCUUUGCCCAAAUUUCUUAUAGUGACAAAAAACACUGUAAUGUUUAAAACGUUGUUCGACUCUUUGAUAACUCAGGCCAGCUGUCAAGAGGGGGCUGGUUACCUAAAAAGGGCCGACACAGACCGCCUUCAUGAGAUAUUUCUGAAGUUCGCCACAGUAGAGAAGAAUGGAGAACGCUUCAUCACCAGUGAAGAUUUUGUUAGGAAGUUCCUUGGAUUAUUCGACGAAAAUGACUUCAACAAAGAUUCAGUUGAGCUCAUUGCGGGCAUCGUGGACAUGGACAAGAACGGGCUCAUAUCGUUCCCGGAGUUCCAGGCCUUCGAGGGGCUGCUCUGCGUGCCCGACGCGCUGUAUAAGACCGCCUUCCAGCUGUUCGAUACUAACGGCAACGGACUUGUCGCUUUUGACGAGUUCGCGGAAGUCAUGCAAAAGACGGUCCUGAACAAGAAGCUCCCAUUCAACAUGGAGAGUACCUUUGUUCGCCUCUACUUCGGCAAGGAUAAGAAACGGCUGGUCACAUACCCCGAGUUCAGCCAGUUCCUCCACGACUUCCACGAGGAGUACGGAGUGGAGGCUUUCAAGAAGUGCGACAAGGAUGGAAGCGGGUUCAUCAGUGCGGGGGACUUUAAGGAUAUCAUGCUGUCCGUUAAGAGUCAUCUGCUGACGAAGGAGAUGAAGAAUAAAGUUAUUAAUGCUACCGGCUUCCCUCAAGGCUCAAGGAAAAUUAGCUUCCCCUACUACAUGGCGUUCAACUCUCUGCUCAACAAUAUGGAACUUAUCAAACGAGUGUAUCUGAAUGCUACCAACGGCCAUCGCACACAAGAGGUGACCAAGGAAGAGUUCCUACACUCCGCACAGAUGAUGAGUCAAAUCACGCCGCUAGAGGUCGACAUAUUAUUCUUCCUGUGUGACACCAUCAACCAUACCAAUGGACGAAUCGUGUACAACGAUCUAAACUCGAUAACCCCCGAGCAAUACUUCAAACAAGUUACCCGACGAGUCGCCGAAAUAAAAGCUGUGUCCAGUCCCGCAGACAGAAGUUUCUUCAUCCAAGUGUUGGAACAGACCUACCGUUUCACGCUGGGUUCUAUCGCCGGUGCGGUGGGUGCUUCAGCCGUAUACCCCAUCGACUUAGUAAAAACCCGUAUGCAGAACCAACGUACAGGCUCCUUCAUCGGUGAAGUGGCCUACCGCAACUCCUUUGACUGCUUCAAGAAGGUCAUUCGGCAUGAGGGCAUAUUCGGCCUAUAUAGAGGACUCGUGCCUCAACUCAUUGGUGUGGCUCCUGAGAAGGCCAUUAAGCUGACGGUAAACGACUUGGUUCGUGAUAAGUUAAUGGACAAGAACGGAAAUCUUAGCAUUUAUGCUGAAAUCUUUGCUGGUGCAUGCGCUGGCGGUUCCCAAGUAGUAUUCACAAAUCCACUAGAAAUCGUGAAGAUCCGUCUACAAGUGGCCGGUGAGAUCGCGGGCGGACAGAAAGUCCGGGCCUGGGCCGUGGUCAAGGAACUGGGUCUAUUUGGCCUAUAUAAAGGCGCUAGGGCUUGCCUACUCAGAGAUAUGCCCUUCAGCGCGAUAUACUUCCCUUCCUAUGCUCAUGUUAAGGCGAAAUUCGCCGAUGAGAACGGCUACAACCACCCCCUCACCCUGCUCGCGGCCGGCGCCAUCGCGGGCGUCCCCGCCGCCUCCCUCGUCACCCCCGCUGACGUCAUCAAGACACGGCUGCAGGUCGUCGCGAGAACGGGACAGACUACUUAUACUGGUGUGCUGGACGCCACAAGGAAGAUAUAUGCGGAGGAAGGAUUCAGGGCUUUCUGGAAGGGAUCAGUUGCCCGUGUGUUCCGGUCGUCGCCACAGUUCGGUGUGACGCUCGUGACGUAUGAAAUCCUGCAGCGUCUGUUCUACGUCGACUUCGGAGGAUCCCGGCCAACGGGCUCCGAGCUAACCGUGGCCACUUCUAUCGAGGAAACCGUAAAGAAGCCACACCACAUCGGCGGAUACCAGGUCGCGAUACCAGUCCUCACCGGUCUCGAGACCAAGUUCGGUAUCUCGUUGCCGAGGUUCUCCUUCCCUAAGAACGCUCCCGCACAGUAAGCUAGCCUACGGAGGACAGAGAAAUGGGUAUGUUUUGUAUAGUAAGAUUGAAUUUAAAGUAAACCGUAUACCUUGAACUUAAGGUUGAAUUUACGCUAAAAGCGGUCACAAUAUUAUACGUGUUCUGGUGACUAAUGUAAAGAGCUAAUGUAGUGACAUACCAGUGAGUAUUAGGGUAAAUUUGAGUCCACGUACAGUAGAAAUGAGUCAUUUCAAAUCACAAUUUUUCUGCGUGACGAAAUUUUUGAAUUAUAUUGACGUGCUCUGUAGAGUAAUUCGUCAAUAACUGGCCACUGUUUAAUAACUAGCCAUGUUAUACUAAAAAUACUAUUUAUUGAAUGGUGGCCAGUUAUUGGAACCUUAUACUAAAAUGAAUUCUGUUUAUAGUUGAAUAGAAUUAAUUUUUAGUGUAAGGUAGCCAGUUAUUGACGAUUUACCCUAUGAAGUGCGAUUUUACGUCUUAAUAUUCAUAGCCGACUCGGCUUCAUGCAAUGAUACUGCCAAAACUACAUUUAUUUACCAUUUUAUGCUUCCAUCUGCCACCAGAGCGUUAAGCAAAUAUAAAUACAUAACAUAAUUAUUCAAAUGAACACAAAAUUGUUCGCACUUCGCAUUUUUGAUCAAAGUCCUAUUUUAGAUUUUAUUUAUAGUUGUAAGUAAAUAUCGAAACGAAGUCAGGAAUACUGAUAUACUUUUUGUUAUGAUUAUUAAAUCAAGUGAAGUUAAUUAUGAAUAUAAUUCAGUGUGAACUUUGAUAUUGAGAUUGUACAGAGAUUCGGAAAAGAUGUUAUCGCUUACAUUUAAUUUCGCAUUUUCAAAGAAAAUGCAUACUGUAUAUGUAUAACAUGCGAAUAGGUAGACAUUUAUGUAUAUGCAUACGGGAUGACAUUUCAUAUGUGAUAAGCAGUGAUCGUACAUUUUCCAGCAUUUUUGGUGCAGCGGAGUGGUGUUAAGGGUAUAAGGAAUUUUUGUCGCAAUUCUUGUAUGGAUUAAUAAAUGCCUAUUUCCAAGCGACUUUUCGAUACUUUAACCAAACUUUUACGGUGUGAAAUGAGUAUGAAAGGCACAUUUCUUAAAAAUAUGGAGUAUAGACUCUACUUAUUAGAGUCAAUAAAUAUGUGUUUAUAUUUUCACAUUUAUUUUAAAAUCAAGAAACACCAAUUUUAGUAUGUGUUAUUCCUUAUCACGUGUAAUGUCACCCUGUAUAAACAAAUCUUAAGGCCUGUGCACAUCGGAGGCGUGUGCGUAGACGUGCACGUGCGCGUUGUAAUAUACAGAUCCUUAUGAGAGACGCCACACCGCUUGCGUGACCUAUGCGUGCAUGGUUCCAACAUUUUAGCGCACUUACACGCAGCCGGUGUGCUCUGGCCUUUAUUAUAAUCAUGAUCAAUAAAUAUUGCAAUAAUUGAGUGACAUUGACUGUCAUUUGAUACGCUACAUUUCUUCCUAACUAGUAUAUUCUGCUAGCUCCUAACCUUUUUUGUUGCCAAUUUAACAUCAAAAGUCCAUCCAUGAGAGAUUAGAGCUUAAAUGUGUGUGUGUGUGUGUAAUUCGCCAGUAACUGACCACCUGUUAGUAACUGGCCACCCUAAACUAAAACUGAAUUCUAUUCACCUAUAAACAGAAUUCAUUUUAGUAUAAGGUGGCUAGUUAUUGAAGGCUGGCCAGUUAUUGAAACCUUAUACUAAAAUGAAUUUUGUUUAGGUAUAUAAUUCAUUUUUAGUUUAGGGUGGCCAGUUAUUGGACGGUGGCCUGUUACUGGCGAAUUACCCUAUGUUGAUUUUUAUGCUAAUUUUUUAUCUUAAGCCGCUAUUGCUUUAAUAACUUCAAGUAUAAAGAGGCAUUAAACCUUAGAAUAAUAAAGCCUAGAAGAUGAGUUCUAGCAAAGUAAAGCGAUUUAACCUUUUGAUCGCCAAAGACGUUAACUGUCGCGCGCAGCUAUUUUCAACCUUAUUUAAAUUAAUUAAUUUAUCAACCUUCGUCCAUUUCGACUACGUUCAAGAUGACACGCCGCACACGAUUGGCUGGCGUUCAAAUGGUUAAAAUAUGCUAUGUCACAGUAGGGUAAUUCGCCAGUAACUGGCCACCGGCCGAUAACUAGCCAUCCUAAACUAAAAAUGAAUUCUAUUCACCUAUGAACAGAAUUCAUUUUAGUGUAAGGUUUCAAUAACUGGCCAGCCUUCAAUAACUAGCCAUCAUAUACUAACAUGAAUUCUGCAUAUAGGUGAAUAGAAUUAUUUUUUAGUUUAGGGUGGCCAGUUACUAGCGAAUUACCCUACUCACAGUAUCCAUUAUCGAUGGAGAUCGUUGGAUUUUUGUUUUUACGGAACUAGGUUUUAUUGUUCUAAGUUCUAAACUAUGUAAUCAUGUUAUCUUUAUGAUAUUAAAACUAUAUGCUUUUAAAUUAAAUAUCACUGAACUAAUCACGGUAUUUCAUAUCAAGGAUAAUUUUAUUACAAAAACACUUGUAAAAUAAUAUAAUAAACUUUAGCAAUCUGUCAGCAAUAAGUUAUAGAUUUAAAAACAAUAUUUAAAAAAAUGUAAUAACCCUCAAGCAAAAGUAGGCCUAAGAUGGUCGCGCUUUCUUCGUCUAUCAUCGUGGCCACUUUCUAGUAAGUGGCUCGUUAGACGAGAAAAGUGCAGCCAUCAUAUCUGUCAGGUUUUAUUUUGAGCUUGAAUUGUAAAUUUAUAAUACUUUUGUGGUUUUAGUGAGAUUUUACUUUGUAGAUCUGUCAAGUACAAAAAUACUUGUAAAUAUUGGUAAUAAGAAGUUUUCCAUUGUGAAUACUAUCUUCUACACGUUUAAACGUGUUAAUAUAAGCCUAUGUAUACGGUGUAUGAAGGGAAAUAAACCAAACCAAUUUUAAGAUAUCAAAUAAUUAUGUUCAAAAACAUUUGUGUCGCUUCCAAGCAAAGUUCCACUUAGUCGCUUGUCAUAAGGUCGCUGAUUGGUUAUUCGUAUAAAGAUACAAGCAAAUCUCGUCCUUAUGGUAAGCGACAACCUUUGACUAGACUUCGACACAUUUAUUUUAAGAUCUUAAAUGAGAGAUUUAAGUGUAAGUUGGCGAUUAAGUAAAUUCUGACAUUAUUUUAACUGUGGUAAUCACAGACUAAGUCUUGCACCAAAAGUAUCUAAACUACAUUUAAGUAACUAUAACAUAACCGAUAUUUAUAUGGAUGACCUAUUUUUUAUGUCAAUGCACAAUUAUAUGCUAUAUUUAACUGAACUGCAUCAAUAAAAGAGAAGUCUACCUUAAUAGAAACACAAUAUAACCUAUGUAUAUUUAAAAAGCUUCAUUUGUAUGGUUAUUGUGCUUAUACACUUAAUUAUUUUUACAAUAAGGUAGAAAAUCAAAUGUAUCAGAACCUGUAAAAAUAGUGUUAGGAUGCGUUUCCACCAGAGAUGUGCGAGAAUGCGCAGCGAGAAGUGUGUUUGUUAAGAACCUAUAGACUCACUUCAUUUACCUAUCCUCGCUCACUGGGCGUAACAAGCAAAUCCCGCGCCACGCAUCUUCACACAUUUGUGGUGGAAACACAGCUUUAACCAAGGUGUAAUUUGUGGUGGAAACACAGCUUUAACCAAGGUGUAAUUUGUGGUGGAAACACAGCUUUAACCAAGGUGUAAUUUGUGGUGGAAACACAGCUUUAACCAAGGUGUAAUUUGUGGUGGAAACACAGCUUUAACCAAGGUGUAAUUUGUGGUGGAAACACAGCUUUAACCAAGGUGUAAUUUGUGGUGGAAACACAGCUUUAACCAAGGUGUAAUUUGUGGUGGAAACACAGCUUUAACCAAGGUGUAAUUUGUGGUGGAAACACAGCUUUAACCAAGGUGUAAUUUGUGGUGGAAACACAGCUUUAACCAAGGUGUAAUUUGUGGUGGAAACACAGCUUUAACCAAGGUGUAAUUUGUGGUGGAAACACAGCUUUAACCAAGGUGUAAUUUGUGGUGGAAACACAGCUUUAACCAAGGUGUAAUUUGUGGUGGAAACACAGCUUUAACCAAGGUGUAAUUUGUGGUGGAAACACAGCUUUAACCAAGGUGUAAUUUGUGGUGGAAACACAGCUUUAACCAAGGUGUAAUUUGUGGUGGAAACACAGCUUUAACCAAGGUGUAAUUUGUGGUGGAAACACAGCUUUAACCAAGGUGUAAUUUGUGGUGGAAACACAGCUUUAACCAAGGUGUAAGUACCGAGUACCGUUUGGCUGAAAACACAUUUUGAAAAAGUUUACCUUCUUUCAUUCUUAUCGCACCGAAAUGAUUUUAAAGUGGAUGGAUGGGUGAAUUGGCGAAAUUUUUGAAAUUAUUUUUUUACUGAUUUAUUUUUUUAACAUUUUUCUUGUAUUGAUGGAGCUGUGAGUCUAAUCAAAAUAAAGUUGAAUAUAUACAUAGUCUGUAUUUUCCUCAAUACAGAAACUAUAGCGUACCUACAUAAGUGUUGUAUGACAACAUUGUAUAAAUCGUAAUAGGUAUAACAAGUGAUACAGCCGAUGUGACUAUAUUUAUUGAUAUUGUAUAUUUUUGUGUUAAAAAUAAAUCGAUCGAGAAAAUUA